AUGAAUUUUGAAUCUUCGACAAGUGGUACUACUGAUAGUCAACAGAUUAUAUUAAUUGAUACAAAUUCAGAUUCUUUAGCAAGCAAUAUGUCUAACAAUCAGCAAAUACCAAGAGGGUAUCCAAAAGAUGUAGUGUGGGAGUAUUUUACAAAAGGUUCAGCUGCUGAUAAAUAUGGACAUUAUGGAGCAACUUGUCAAUAUUGUGGACAAUACUGGUUAAGAGAAAAACCAAAAAUAAUGGAAAGCUAUCUUGUACUAUAUUGCGAAAAAGUUUCAAAUAAUGUUAAUACUAUAUUUCUUUGUAAAGUUGCUGAAAGAGCUGAAAGAUCACAAGAUGAUACUUUUACUUGUUGUGAUAUUCUGUGGGCUGUAAUUGUUAAUCCUUUUUUUGUGGAUUUGCUCAAAAUAUCAGAACCUGGUUAUACUCCUCCAAGUCGAAAUACUUUAUCAGGCCAUCUAUUAGAUAAAGAGCUUGCAACUAUUUCA
This is a messenger RNA of Racocetra persica, 486 nucleotides long. The record is from the annotation of a GenBank genome assembly. NCBI's taxonomy places the organism in Eukaryota, Fungi, Glomeromycota, Glomeromycetes, Diversisporales, Gigasporaceae.